AUGAACCUGAAUUUGCUUCCUGAAGCACUUGUCUUCGAAAUCUGCAAUUACCUGGACAUUUUCACUCUUGUCGCCUUCUCUGAUUGUUCUAACCCAAGUCUAAAACUUAUCAAACCCGGGCUUUUACCGAUCACACGACCCAUCAUUCAGGUUGACACAUCACUAAGAAGUCUGGCGACAACGCGAUCGUCCUUCUGGAUAUACACACUUAGUCAUUGCAAUCUGGUUCUACCUUGUAUCGGUGACAAGCGACUUCAUGAACACGAUGCACGCGAACUUCAUCUCGCAGCCCACCGAGCCGUGUUCAUCGAGCGCAAUCUUACCUCGGACAGCCCAGCGUUGCGCUCGUGGUCCAGAAUCGAGUGGCCUUAUCCUCUCGCCGACGGUGUGCAUGAGACAGAGUACAGUAGUGAAGAAACCUGCAGCGAGGUGACGACGACAUACCUCGUGGACGAUAUGGCGGAUUGGAUGAUCUUUGUCUCGUCGAAUAAUAUCCUCCGUAUCGUCUUUGUGCGUACAGGCAGAGUGGGAUUGAUCUGGGAUGGUGCGAGGUUCACCCCAGAGUACCGCGAACGUUACGACGUCGUGAUCAAAUGGGCCAUACGUUAUGCUUAUAUGGAUAACGUGAAGAUUGUCGCGUCAAUGGUUAUGAACUGCUGUCUCGAGACCGAAAAUGGUAUCCGGGCGGGCAUCCGCCGUAUAGAGCUUGUAAUGAACCUCCAAGAUGGAACGGCAUCCGUUGAAGUUCUUGGGGACUAUGAAACCCCGACUAUAUCUUCAUAUCUCAAUCUGAUUGGAGACCUUGUCGUGAUGGUCAUCCCACGCUCAAGCUCCCUUACCGACAGGUUUGGAGAUGUUUAUAUGCUGAAAUGGUCGACUAGAACGCUCGUCACACUCCCACACAUGUAUCCUUCUUUGCGAAUCGGACUGUACAAAGAAUAUUUCAUUAACGUUGGGUUGACUCCCACAAGGCAAAUAGUGGCUCAAGUUGUGCCAUUCUCGACGGAUGAUCUAUCGCUGGCUGAGGCCAGCAAUGCCACAAUGCCAUUCCCUGACUCCCCCCUACCAGUUUUAACUAUCCUAUUCCAUACAACGGUCCAACCAAGUUCUCAACAAGCCGCUCCUGUCGCAUUGGGCACAUGUAUACUGGUAGACAGAUUGGAAGUCAUUUUCGACUUUACAUUCGACUUUUACGGUCUACGCAUGGCACUACAGAAGAUGCGUCUGUACGGCACAGCAGUCAAGCAGGAGUUCGAAGGCGAGCCCGAGCUUUUUCGAACUCUUGAAGAGUCGAAUCUCCGUCACCGUCCCGUGCCCACAUCGUCUGUACGGCGCUUAGUGUGGUGUAGACAGACGGCACCAGAGACCAAUGCGUCUACCGACACUUCGCCCAUUCCCUCCAGCCCAGAUCACAAGGGGAGACAAAGGUUCCGAUUGUUGACCCUUCGGAUUGACGACCUGGCGUCGGCGUCGCGGAUUUUUCCAGAAGUCGGGACUUCUUUCAGAGCCCACCUCGAUAUCGAGGAAGAGCACCCCCCAGAGUCGGCCUGUGCUGUACAGAUCAAGGCUUCAAAAGAGCUCCAGCUUCCCACAGAGUUGGCUGAGAGUACCACCGACGUAUACGUCUUCCUUCUACUAGAAAGCUCUGGGACAGCGGUGGUCCAACUACGAUCGGGAGAAUUGUGGGUACUACGGUAUGGAAAGGCGUAG
Serendipita indica DSM 11827 is the source of this 1710-nucleotide messenger RNA. Lineage: Eukaryota; Fungi; Basidiomycota; Agaricomycetes; Sebacinales; Serendipitaceae. The record is from the annotation of a GenBank genome assembly.